UUGCAGACCCAUGGUCGUUCGGUGAGCCCGCGUCGUUUACCGCUUUUCGAACGGGCCUCAGCACGAUGGUGGAAUCCACAGUUUGCAUCAACGGCGCUCGAAACGCAGUACUGGAAAUGCAGCUUUCCUCAGCUUCGAGAUAGGUUCAGAUCUGGUCUUCUAGCUGCGGCCACUUUAUUCUUAAUAUCACUGGGCAUGUUUCUCUUCACGUUAUUUUCCAUUCACUAUCAGCGAUUUUAUAUGCCAACAUCAUUUCUCUGUAUAUUUAUUCUCUGUACCAUAACACUACUUAUCUUCUCCGAUACAUCUGGCUCAUUCAUGAGCCCAGUCGGUAAUUUGGCUACCAGUUUUCAAGUAGUCCUUUUAAUCUACACGGUAAUACCGCUGCCACUUUACUUAUGCAUAUUAAUUGGCUUGGCCUAUUCGGCACUCUUCGAAAUGCUUGCAGCCAGCAGUAUGGAUUAUGCGGAUACGCCC
Molecule: messenger RNA, 477 nt
Organism: Gongylonema pulchrum
Lineage: Eukaryota; Metazoa; Nematoda; Chromadorea; Rhabditida; Gongylonematidae
Source: the annotation of a GenBank genome assembly